AUUGGCCGCUGUCUGCGCUGACGUCACGAUCAUGAUGAGAAUUAAUGAUCGGAGGCGCUGAUUUCAUUGUGUGACGCCGGGACCGACCCAGCCGAAACCGGCUGAAUCCGGAGCCCCCCGGACCAACUCCGCCCGUCCCGCAGAGCACGAUGAAUCUGCGUUCUGUAUUUACUGUAGAACAACAAAGGAUAUUACAGCGUUAUUAUGAAAAUGGAAUGACAAAUCAAAGUAAAAAUUGCUUUCAGCUCAUAUUACAGUGUGCACAAGAAACUAAGCUGGACUUCAGUGUAGUCAGGACUUGGGUUGGCAAUAAAAGAAGAAAGAUGAGCAGCAAGAAUGUUGCAGAAUCUGGAGGCACCCCACCAAGGACUGUUCCUAGCACCCCUACAGUGCCUCCAGAAGUAGCAGUCAGAAAUGUGGUAAACAUUGCUCGAUCCCAAAGCCAGCAGUCUUCUUGGACAUCAUCUAACAACGAUGUAAUAGUAACUGGUAUAUAUAGCCCAGCUAGUUCAUCCAGCAGGCAGGGAUCCACGAAACAGACUAAUGCUUCAAUGACUGAGAUACAUAAAAACUCUAUUCAGAGACAACCUGGAAAAAGUGAUACAGAAUUUCAGCAGCAGCAUAUCCCUGUAGGACGACAAGUAUCACAUUGUAAAGGUGCUUCGCUGCUCCUGGGGGAAAAAACUAUUAUUUUGUCAAGACAAACAAGUGUGUUGAAUUCUGCAAACUCCAUAUACAAUCAUACUAAGAAAAAUUAUGGUGGUUCAUCGGUCCAGACUGCAGAGUUAGUGUUACCUCAAAAGCCAAUAAUAUGCCACAGGCCAUGUAAAGCUGAACCAGUGGGGUGUCAGAGGUUACACAAACCAGAACACACAGCCUUUGCAUCACACAUCCCAUCUGGACAAAGAGCUAAUGUUCGAGACCCUUCUUGUAGCACACAAAACUUGGAAAUUCGUGAAGUUUUUUCCUUGGCAGUUACUGAUCAAUCUCAAAGAAUUAUGGGAGGAAAUACAACACAGAAGCCUUGUUCGGUCGAGGGCAGUUGCCUGUCCAUUGCAAUGGAAACAGGAGAUGCUGAUGAUGAAUAUGCUAGAGAGGAAGAGCUUGCAUCUAUGGGAGCACAAAUACAAAGUUAUUCAAGGUUUUGUGAAAAUAGCAGUUCCCUUCGAGUGGAGAACCAAAGCACAGCUUUGUCUGGACCAGGCAGAAGUAUGAGCUGCAGUUCACAGAUGGUGAAUUCCAGGGACUUGCCUGACAAUGUAUUAUAUCAUAACAGAGACUACCGCUUGCCUCCACGGACCUCAUUACAUACACCAUCCAGUACACUGUAUAGUACUGCUAAUCCAUCAAGAAGUAACUUUUCUCCUCAUUUUACAUCUUCAAAUCAACUGAGGCUGUCGCAAAACCAAAACAACUACCAGAUUUCAGGAAACCUUACUGUGCCUUGGAUUACAGGGUGUUCCAGAAAAAGAGCACUACAGGACCGUACACAGUUUAGUGACCGAGAUUUAGCCACUCUCAAGAAAUACUGGGACAAUGGCAUGACCAGCCUGGGCUCAGUCUGCAGAGAAAAAAUUGAAGCUGUUGCUGCAGAAUUAAAUGUUGACUGUGAAAUAGUGCGGACUUGGAUUGGGAAUCGAAGACGAAAAUAUCGUUUAAUGGGAAUUGAAGUCCCACCGCCUAGAGGAGGCCCUGCUGAUUUCUGUGACCAUCCUGAAUCUGGUGCUAAAUCAGCACUUACUCCAGGAGAGGAAACUGCUACUGAAGUGGGAGAUGAUAAUGAUAGGAAUGAUGAAGUAUCAAUCUGCUUAUCUGAAGGAAGUUCACAAGAAGAAAGCAGUGAAGUUAUUCAAAAUGAAGAAAUUGGUCACAAAGAAGAGGACCAAAAUACAUUAUCUGCAGAUAAUGUGAAAAUCGAAAUUAUAGAUGAUGAAGAAAGUGAUAUGAUUAGUAAUUCUGAAGUGGAUCAGAUGAGCUCUCUUUUGGAUUAUAAGAAUGAAGAAGUUAGGUUCAUUGAAAAUGAAUUGGAGACUCACAAACAGAAAUAUUUUGAACUACAGACAUUCACUAGGAGCUUGAUACUUGCUAUCAAAUCAGAUGAUAAAGAACAGCAGCAGGCACUGCUGUCAGAUUUACCUCCUGAAUUAGAAGAGAUGGAUUUCAAUCACACAUCUCCAGAGCCUGAUGAUACCUCAUUCAGCUUGUCGUCUUUAUCAGAGAAAAAUGCCUCGGACAGUUUGUGAUCUUUGGAGAAAAAAAAUAUAUAUAUACACACACAAUGCUUAAACUGCCUAACAGAUGUGCAUUUCAAGAUAACUGCAUUUUGUUACCUGAUAUCAUUCAGUCAACAAAAACCUGGGUAAACUAGGCAGACCUUGCUGAAGGGUGAAUGUGAUGUGAUAUGACUGCAACUUGCAGUGACAAGGAAUAUGGAACUUUGGUUUUGGCAAGUGAGAAAGCUACAUGGGAAGAAGUUUUAGUUUUUAGCAUCACAGCCUUGAUUAGGGUCAUUUAUAAUUUUCCAAAAUAAUUCUUGCUUUGUAGUAAAAUCUAUUCUGAGCAGGGAUCCUAGAGUGGAAAAUAAACGUGCAGUUACACAGCUAGGUAACAUUUCAACAUUGCUUGUCAUGUAAGACUUACCAGUCCUGUUUAUUGUGACCAUUGCCUUUUCCCUUGCUCCUUCUUACUCAGGUAGGUGGACUGAAAAUUGGGAAUCCAGAUGGAAAAAUGAGAUUGUUAUGGGCAAAUGGGCAGAGUUGUUCUUGGACCCCUGAAAAAAUCUGAAUUAGAAAAUUAAACUUUAAGGUGCUUAUUGGUAUAUAAGAGCAAAUUAUUGAGUCUCCCAUUAUCUGAUAAAAAUGUCUGAAAAACACUUGGAAGAUGAAGUGAAUAAGUUUAAUUUGCUUCAAUAAAUUACUAAUGUACAGAAGCAGACCUAAAUGUUGUAAACUGUUAGGCUUUUACUGGAAACUCUUGAUUGCUGGAGAAGGCAACUGUUUCUGGUAUUAUUACUAUAGUGAUGGGAUUAGAUAAUGUUACACCACUAUUUAGAGUUUUACCAUCAUAGUGAUGUUUUUAUUUCACUUCAUUUUAUAAAACUUGAACAGUAAAGGCUCUGGUUCAUGAAGAUUCAGGAAUCAGCUACAUAGAUUUGCUACAAACCAGACUCCAUUUCAUUGCAACAGUGCUGUCAGCCAAGGACAGUUUUUUCAUCCCAUCUCCCUCCGAAGCUGUUUUAAUGUUGGAAACUGAGACCCACAAAUUUCGUCAGUGUGAUUCAGUGACUAAUUAGCCCAAUUUAACACAUUGUGUCAUUCCACCAGCAGACUCCAGGUGCUGACAAAGAAUAAAUUUAGCUGAAGUUUCUAAACUGCAUGUCUGAUAGCUUUAGCCACUCUCUGCUAAUUUAUCCUUUCUCACCGCUCAUUCAUACUAAAUCUCACAUCUUGUUUGAAUAAAUACGUUCACCCUGACAGAUUCAAAUAAGGUCAGUAUGGUACAUAGUAUUGUGGCAUACAGCUAGAACUUGGUAAUUUCUAGUGUGAACAUUUACAAACCGGCCUCACUAAAACCUUAGGUCACAUCAGCUUGAGAGCUAGAUUCUUUCACCCUUACGCUGAAUGGUACUUUAUUCUGUGAGUAGUACCACUGAAAUUAAUGAGACUAUUUACUGUAUAAUGGGUGUAAGGUUUGAACAAUCUGGUCUUUCUAAAUAAAAACAGUCUUAAGUGUCCAAAAAGAGGAAAAUCCAUGCAGAGUUUGCACCCUCUGUCCAUCUUCUCUCUUAAACUGAAUUCCUGUUCCCGGGUGUUAAAGAAACUGCUGUCAGCAUUUUUUCUGAGGGACAAAUGUAUUCUAUCAUAAAUAUGCUGUUAGUGUAUUAACUUCGUUCCAGCCCUAAAUCUGACAGUCAUUUCAACCCCGUACUGUGAGAAACAAUCACUGUACUGUAUUUAAAUAUAUUAUACAUUUAAUUUACAUUACUAUACACCCUUAGAUAAUAGGCGUGAUUUAUUAUAGGUUUUCUGCUCUGGGUUAUUAACUGUACUAUUUCUAGACAGGAAGAUCCUGCAACUGACAAUAAAACCUCAUGUUUUCAGUAAGCUUUAUUGAAGAAAUUUAAAAUGUGGUGUCUAGCCCUCGUGCUCCACAACUUGGAGCUUAAUUCCAUUACUUCUCCUUGACAUGGGAUGGCAAAAGGAAGCAUCUUCUUAAAGCUAAUUCUUAAUUUUGUGGUCUAUGAAUCUUUUUGCAAUUUCACCUUUUACACUAGUAGCCAAGUAGAAUUUUAUCACUGCCAUGAGUAAUUUUGUAUUGUUCUGACUUGCUUUUUUCCUGACAUGACAUCGAACUAAAUCAGGAAGUUCAGAUUGGAUGAACUGUGCCAAAAACAAACCUAUACUCAGUAAACUAGAAUUCUGGUUCAUGAUAUACACUUAAAAUCCUAGGCUCCACACUCCUUGGCUAGAGUCUGUACUGAGUGUUUCCCUUUGAGCAAAAUAUGCUUUGACACUUUCUUCAAUAUAGGAUAACAGAGCAUUUAUAAUAAAAUAGUCAUGCUGUCACAUCCAGAAACAAUCAGCAGCAACGUAGGAUGAUCAAGAAGAAAUACUGAAUAUGAAGUAUGUUCCUAUGUAAGAUGCUCUAUAGAGCUGUACUGUACAGUUUUUUGAGUACCUCCAUGCUUCUCCUCAAAAUAACCUUUAUCCAUAAUACCUGCAACAUGGAAAAACAAAACAAAAAACUCUUAAUGGUGAGUUAUUACCAGUGCUAGUUAAAAACAUUGAGGAAAUACAGAUUUACAGGACAGAGGCUGCAGAACAGCAGACUUGCUUUUCUACUGCACAGUAUGGUAAAAACUUGGAAGAAUAAUUAUCUUUGAAAAUCAUGAAUGGCCAUUUCUGAAUAUUGCAUUCCAGCCAUUCUCUGUCACCACAUGUGUCUCAUGGCUUCAUGAUUUGAUGUUCUGUUCUCCAGAAAGACAGCUAGAUAUAAUAAUUAAGUUCACAGGGUCAGAUCAGUAAACAUGACAUCAACAAGUCCCCCUAUGUCUCUGUCCAAUUCUUCAUUUGCUGCCCCCUUUCUCUUGGCAUCUGGUUGGGGAGCAGUGCUUAUCUAGGAAGGUGCACAUACUCUUCAUAUUAAAUGUUUGUGGAUGGUAAGGUUGGAAGGUCCUUCUGCAGUUCUGCGAUCAAACACAGGGCUAUGGUCUUGGCCAGAUUCAGUCCUGAACUCAAUGGGUGCAUCUUCUAUUGACUUAAAUAAUAGGGAAUUGUGACCAUAGAGGAUAGGGCAGAAUUUGGUCCUAUGACCUCAUAUUGUCCAUCCAUACUUCCAGUUAAAUUUGUCUUGAUAACUAGCUGAUGUGUCUAAUGCCCAGAAGAGAACAUGUUGAUAUUUGUCUCCUGAAUGAAUUCUAGGUAUUCUUUAGCUGACAAAAAGCAAUGAUGGCUCUGUUGAUCUUGGACGUUUUUAGGGUUUUGGUUUACAAUUAUUUCCUCUGUUCAUAGGUAGAUGAAUUAGCGUCUAAUGUGCUUUCUUUAUCUUCCACUGCACUAUAGAUUGCAAGGAGGAUUUAUUUUUCAUAAAAAAUGGGAGAAAUAAUCAUAGCUGGUACUAUGGUACCACAGAGGAGGCAUUAAAGCAGCCAUUUCACUUCUUUGGAUCAUAAAGUUAAACCACAGAUACAGCAAGAGUGCCAUGAGUUAAAGAACCUUCCACCAACUUCCUGCUUUGUCAGUGAGGGAUGACUUCAGUGACAUUGCUUAUUCCUGACACAUGUUUUGCAACAUGGAUUAUAGAAGACUAUAUCCUACUUGGAGAAAGUCUAACGUGAAAAAAGACAGUUGAUAACAGACAUGCAUUUUAAAUCAGCAAUAAGGUGCUAUCUCCCUGUAGGGAGAAAUGAAAGUAUGUCUCAUGCUCAUCAACUUGCUAUACAUAGGGAAAGUUGUACCCUUGAGGUACUGCAUGUCUUAAUUUCCUGAAAAUGUUUCCUGUAGUGCCUGCAGUGCUAACAGGAGUGAGUAGUAAUGAAUAUUUCUAGUCAGUAAAUUAAGCAGAUAUGGCUUUAAGUACACAUGGAGAACUGAUCUAUUAAGAAGGUGUUUUGCUUUUCUUAAGUAAUCACUUUUGUGUCUGGAAUUGGACUUUAAUAUUAAAGUACCUUUUGUGUGACUGAAGUCAGUACUAAAAAUGAUAAGAAAAACAAGAGCUCCUUGGAAACCAAGUGGGGAGCAAAAUAAGGAGAUAAACCAAAAAUGUAACAU
Messenger RNA from Gopherus flavomarginatus (Mexican gopher tortoise), 6269 nucleotides. It is a transcript of the gene HDX, whose product is annotated as highly divergent homeobox. The record is from RefSeq and is a predicted model, not a curated record. Gene Ontology annotation, molecular function: DNA-binding transcription factor activity, RNA polymerase II-specific; RNA polymerase II cis-regulatory region sequence-specific DNA binding. Gene Ontology annotation, biological process: regulation of transcription by RNA polymerase II. The transcript has 10 exons. Lineage: Eukaryota; Metazoa; Chordata; Testudines; Testudinidae. Bases 150 to 2243 code for a protein of 697 amino acids.